Chrysochloris asiatica (Cape golden mole) is the source of this 1128-nucleotide messenger RNA. It is a transcript of the gene ASB12, whose product is annotated as ankyrin repeat and SOCS box containing 12. The coding region runs from base 60 to 989 and encodes 309 amino acids. NCBI's taxonomy places the organism in Eukaryota, Metazoa, Chordata, Mammalia, Afrosoricida, Chrysochloridae. The record is from RefSeq and is a predicted model, not a curated record. The transcript has 2 exons. Gene Ontology annotation, biological process: positive regulation of transcription by RNA polymerase II. Gene Ontology annotation, molecular function: transcription cis-regulatory region binding; protein binding. Gene Ontology annotation, cellular component: nucleus.
UCAUCCACAGAUCUGAUGUCUCUUCCUGCUCAUAAUGAGCAUAGCCCUACUCAUUCAAGAUGAGCCUCAUGGAUAUCAACAAGAUCCUCUCCCUCCUGCAGCCCGAAAAGGAGGAGGAGGACACUGAUACGGGGGAGAAACAGGCUCUCAAUCAGGCAGUAUAUGACAAUGACUCCUUUACAUUGGACCAGCUUUUGUGCCAGGAGCGUUACAAACGUUUUAUCAAUAGCAGGAGUGGCUGGGGCAUUCCUGGAACACCCUUGCGUUUGGCAGCUUCUUAUGGCCACCUGAGCUGUUUGCAGGUCCUCCUGGCACAUGGUGCUGAUGUCGACAGCCUGGAUGUCAAGGCACAAACACCCCUUUUCACUGCUGUCAGUCAUGGCCAUUUGGACUGUGUGCGUGCGCUUCUGGAAGCUGGUGCUUGUCCUGGUGGUAGCAUCUACAACAACUGUUCUCCUGUGCUCACAGCUGCCCGUGAUGGUGCUGUCACCAUCCUUCAGGAGCUCCUAGGCCAUGGAGCAGAGGUCAACGUGAAGGCCAAACUGCCAGUAUGGGCAUCAAACAUAGCUUUGUGUUCUGGUCCCCUCUAUUUGGCUGCAGUCUAUGGGCACCUUGAUUGUUUCCGUCUGCUUUUGCUCUAUGGGGCAAACCCUGACUACAACUGUACAGAUGAGUGCCUUUUGGCACAUGUCCCACGACCCCGUACCCUCCUUGAAAUCUGCCUCCGCCAUAACUGUGAACCAGAGUACAUCCAGCUGUUAAUUGAUUUUGGUGCUAAAAUCUACCUUCCAUCUCUCUCUUUGAACCUGAACUCACAAUAUCAUAAAGGUGUUGCAUUACUUCUAGAGGCUCGAGCUACCCCACGAUCACUAUUAUCACAGGCCCGUUUAGUUAUCCACAGAGCCCUUUGCCAGGCUGGCAAUCCACAAGCCAUCAACCAGCUGGAUAUUCCCCCCGUGUUGAUCAACUACAUCAAACACCAACUGUAAUCUUGCAGUCAUCCCAAGAAUUCAUAAUGCUUCCAAAAACCACCUGGAGACUCUGGUAGCUGGAGGGCACUACAGCUCUACUCACCUGUCUGGAAGUGCUCUCCAUUAUCCUCCACAAUAAAUCCUUCACAAAAUAAGU